AUGGAGCAAUUCCACAAGACAGUGGUUCCUCAGUUUCUCAACAAACUCUGGUUGUUAGUAGACGAUGCUGUCUUGGAUCAUGUGAUUCGCUGGAGCAAGGAUGGUCACAGCUUUGAGAUUAUGAAUGAGGAAACCUUUGCCAAAGAAUUACUACCAAAAUACUUCAAACAUAACAAAAUAUCAAGCUUUGUUCGACAACUCAACAUGUAUGGUUUCCGAAAGGUGCUUCCACUGCAGAAUGAAAAGACUAGCCAGGAGAAUAAAAUAACUUGUGAGUUUCACCAUCCACUUUUCAAAAGGGGAGAAGCCUGUCUUCUUGCAAACAUUAAGCGAAAGGUGCCAACAAUAAAAAUUGAAGAUGCCAGACUCUACUCUGAUGAGUUUCAGAAAAUUGUGACUGAAAUGCAAGAGUUUAGAGACAUGCAGAGUAACAUGGAUACCAAAUAUGCACAAAUGAAAAAGGACUAUUCAAACCUAUGUCUUGAAGUUACAAACAUAAGAAAGAAGUACUGUGAGCAACAACAACUGUUAACACAGGUACUCCAUUUUAUCUUGGAUUUGAUGAGCGAAAACCAUACAGUAUUUAAAAAGAGGAAAAGGUCAUUAUCAUUCAUAUCUGAAGCUUCAGAAUCUGAAUCAGAUCAUCAGUAUUUCCGUAUUCCAGAGGACAAGAAGAAGGAAGCUAUUGAGCUAUUAAAAGAUGGUUACGAACUUGUUGAAGACAAAUAUAAAAGUCUCCUUGAUAGAGUCUUACCAAUUUUGACAGAACCCGAACAGUUAAUUUCAUCUGCAGACCAGCCAAGUGGAGAUGAUAGAGAACACCCUAUAAUGUCAGUUCAGGAUAAACCUAUGAAUGAAGAGUCACUGACUAUUCAGCUGGAUUUGACAAUACCAGUUUUACCAGAACAAAUAACUGAAGAAUCAAUUGAACAAGAACCUAAGGAUAUUUCUUUGGAAUUGGAUCUUUCUUCUCAGGAUCCAAUUUUGAUGAAAGAUAAAUCAGACAUUUUUUAUGACAAUAUAAUUAACAGGGAUAAAAUGAACAUGCAUCACACUGAUGAAAAUUUGUUAGAGAUAAAUUCAUUACUAUCUAGGAAGGCAGUGAAUUAUGACUCUGAUCAUUUCAGUGAGAGUCUAAGUCUAAUGAAAAAUGAAGAAGAGAAAAGUCUGCUUGAUCCCAGUGGGGGAAAAGACAAACAUAUGAUACAACACAUGGAAAAACCUGAGCUUUUUCUAUUGGAUGGGACACCAAUGUGUGACUUUGGAGAAAAUCUUCAAGAUUAUGACAUACUUUUGGAACAUCUGAAGAACCCACCAAAUGUCAUAUCAGCUUUAUGUGACCAUGAUUAUGCAACCUCCAAUAUUUCUACUCCACAAGAAGAUGGUAUUGAAAAUGUUAUUCCCCAGUUAUGUAUGGAAGCCAGUGAGGAAUCUGAUGUGUUUCCUUUUCUCUUUCUCAACCCUGUUAAUGACAUUUUUUAA
Messenger RNA from Arvicanthis niloticus (Nile rat), 1482 nucleotides. RefSeq names its product heat shock factor protein 3-like. The record is from RefSeq and is a predicted model, not a curated record. Gene Ontology annotation, biological process: regulation of DNA-templated transcription. Gene Ontology annotation, molecular function: sequence-specific DNA binding; DNA-binding transcription factor activity. NCBI's taxonomy places the organism in Eukaryota, Metazoa, Chordata, Mammalia, Rodentia, Muridae.